ACAGAUCAUGUUUUUCUCUGACCAAUCAUAAGCGUCGGCAUCCAGUUUUUCCAGUUUAUAAGUCUGAGUGUAAACCAGUAUCUGGAGAAGAGAAUGAGAGAGGAACAUACGAUACAGUUUAAACAGACGAACUGGAGUCAACGCCAGGCCCUUCUCUACUUCUUUAAUUGUCAUUCAUUUCCAGGUCCAUUAUAGUAAUAAAGAUGGCCACAUCUGCCAGCUCCAGCCUGAGUAAAGCUGUUAAACAGCAGUACAUGGACCUUCCCCAGGGAGAUAAAGUUCAAGCCAUGUACAUUUGGAUUGAUGGAACAGGAGAAGGACUUCGGUGCAAAACCAGAACCUUGGAUUCUGAGCCCAAGACCAUUGAUGAUCUGCCUGAAUGGAACUUUGAUGGCUCCAGCACCUAUCAGUCUGAAGGAUCCAACAGUGACAUGUAUCUGAUCCCGUCUGCUAUGUUCAGAGAUCCCUUCCGCAAAGACCCCAACAAGCUGGUCUUGUGUGAAGUGCUAAAGUACAACCACAAGCCUGCAGAGACUAAUCUUCGAAUGACUUGUAAAAAGAUUAUGGACAUGGUGAAAGAUCAGCAUCCAUGGUUUGGCAUGGAGCAGGAAUACACUAUCCUGGGAGUGGAUGGGCAUCCAUAUGGCUGGCCCUCCAAUGGCUUCCCUGGUCCGCAAGGUCCAUACUACUGUGGAGUAGGGGCAGAUAAGGCCUAUGGUAGAGAUAUUGUGGAGGCUCACUACAAAGCUUGCCUGUAUGCUGGGGUGCAGAUCUGUGGUACAAACGCUGAGGUCAUGCCUGCACAGUGGGAGUUUCAGGUAGGCCCUUGUGAAGGCAUCAACAUGGGAGACCACUUGUGGGUCGCGCGUUUCAUCCUGCACCGAGUCUGUGAGGACUUUGGUGUGGUGGCCUCAUUUGACCCCAAGCCCAUUCCAGGCAACUGGAAUGGUGCCGGCUGCCAUACAAACUUCAGCACCAAGGAGAUGCGGGAAGAGGAAGGACUGAAAUUCAUUGAGGAGUCCAUCGAGAAGCUGAGCAGGAGGCAUCGCUACCACAUCCGUGCCUAUGACCCCAAAGGGGGGCUGGACAAUGCCAGGCGUCUGACUGGCCACCACGAAACCUCAAACAUCCACGAGUUCUCUGCUGGCGUGGCCAAUCGCGGGGCCAGCAUCCGCAUCCCACGCUCUGUGGGCCAGGAUAAGAAGGGCUACUUUGAAGAUCGCCGUCCCUCUGCCAACUGUGACCCUUACGCUGUGACGGAAGCCUUGAUUCGCACAUGUCUGCUUAAUGAGGAAGGGGAAGAACCUGAGGAGUACAAGAACUAAACUUCUUCACACCCACUUCCAUGGUCGUCAAUUGGUACUGUAACGCUUGUUUGGUUCACUUGAAAUCUUGUAUGUCCAGUGGCAAGUUGACUGUUCAGCACAAUACUAGGAGUGAAAUUUGAUCAAACUGAGACCAGGUGGAAGUUGAGCUGAGAUGGGUGGGUGGCUUGACAGUAUUGCCUGUCCUGAUUUGUUAGAGAGUGAAGAUUUAUUUCAGUUCCCCACAUCUGUGUAACUAUCCAUGGUUAAGUGACUAAAAUUAAUCUAAAGGUGUAGACAGGAGUUUACAACUGAGGUGAUUUACGGGCAGAGGUUAGAUUUCUCUUGAUUCAGCUCAGAUGAUUAGUUAUGUAUUCAUUUAUUUGACCUGCUAUUCAAGCAUGUACUGUUAUAACAUGUUUAACUAACCAGAAAGUGUACAUUUUUGUAAAUGGCAACUUCUGUUAUUAAAUAGUCCAUUUGGAUUUUCCGCACUGGUUCAUGUUGUAUGGUAUGUCUAAGGUGAGGGUCCAAAUGCAUUUGAGUGUUUAAUAUACAUGUGGAUCCCUUUGUCUGCCAUGUGUAGAAUUCAUGAAGGACUCAAUACCUUUUGCGUCUUGCUGUCUAGCUUUAUAAUAUAGUUUUAUGGCACCGGUUUUGGUAAUUCCUUAAAUUACUAAGCCUGGUGAUUUUUAUUGAAGCAUUAAAACAUUUUGUUAUAUUUUUACCACAAUUAUUGUCUUGGGUUU
This is a messenger RNA of Megalops cyprinoides (Indo-Pacific tarpon), 2053 nucleotides long. RefSeq names its product glutamine synthetase-like. Lineage: Eukaryota; Metazoa; Chordata; Actinopteri; Elopiformes; Megalopidae. The transcript has 7 exons. Bases 204 to 1325 code for a protein of 373 amino acids. Gene Ontology annotation, molecular function: glutamine synthetase activity. The record is from RefSeq and is a predicted model, not a curated record. Gene Ontology annotation, cellular component: cytoplasm.